Molecule: messenger RNA, 1686 nt
Organism: Thunnus maccoyii (southern bluefin tuna)
Lineage: Eukaryota; Metazoa; Chordata; Actinopteri; Scombriformes; Scombridae
Gene: st3gal7
Product: ST3 beta-galactoside alpha-2,3-sialyltransferase 7
Exons: 8
Coding region: 94-1272 (392 amino acids)
Molecular function (GO): lactosylceramide alpha-2,3-sialyltransferase activity
Source: RefSeq, a predicted model, not a curated record
CUUGCUGCUUUCCCCUCAACCAUGGAGCACAGGCGCACGGACAGUUAACAGCUUACACCUCUCUACAAGGCUGGCUGAGGAAGUGCAGGUGUCAUGGUGAUGCUGAAUCGCUUGAGUGUCGAAGACCCAGAUGAUGGCUCUCCUCUGCUGUCUGAGGCUGCGGAGGCUGCAGCACCGAUGCCUGACAUUCACAGACAACAAGUGGUCACAAAGACAGACUCCAAGGGAUUUUUCCUGUGCAGGAGAGGGAACCUUGCCUUUAGUCUGGUACUGCUGAUUGGAUGCUACUCGGCUAUUCUAAUUCCAGCAUAUUUCCCCUUGAAUAAAUUGUCAGCUGUCAGCGACGACUACCAACAUCCCAAAGAUCUGGCCUUGCUAAACCGGUCGGCCUCCCUGCUGUCAGGCCCCUGUCAGCCUCACUGGUGUCUGAACCACCUCAAGCCCCUGUCCUGUUCUGCAGGCCUCCAGGACAUCCCUGUGUUUGUGCAGCAGGACAGGUCUGUGCCCUGGGAUCUGCCCCCUCCUCUGGGGCUUCAGGGUAGUAAAGAACAUCUCACCCUGGCUCUUGCCUCCCUGCCUCAGCCUGGUUUGCCUCCAUCACUGAAGAGAGAGGGCAGCUGCAGGAGAUGUGUGGUAGUGGGCAGCGGAGGGGUUCUUCACGGGAGCCAUCUUGGAUCCCAUAUAGACCAGUAUGACAUCAUUAUCAGGCUGAAUAAUGCUCCAGUGACUGGCUUUGAAAGAGAUGCUGGUUCCCACACCACCAUCCGCAUGAUGUAUCCAGAGGGAGCACCUCACUCUGCAAAUGAGUACAAAAAUACCACUAUGGUUGCUCUGGUGGUCUUUAAGAGCCUGGAUCUGGACUGGCUCACUUCUGUCAUCAACAAACAACCUCUGAGUUUCUGGUCCAAAUUGUGGUUCUGGAGGGAGGUGGUGGAUGAUAUUCCCUUAAGACCAGAGAACUUCCGGAUCCUCCAUCCAGAGAUUAUUCAUAAGACUGGACAAGUCUUACAGAAAUAUGCUCUGAAACAGGGAAAUAUGGUUCCAACACUAGGUGCCAGUGCUGUGGUGAUGGCUUUGCAGCUGUGUGACCAGGUGAGCCUGGCAGGAUUUGGCUAUGAUAUGGAGCAUCCAGAGGCUAGACUUCACUACUAUGAAACCAUACACAUGGAUGCUAUGAAGUCUCAAGUGGUGCAUGACGUCAGUGCCGAGAAACUCUUCUUGAGGGAUCUGGUGGCUGCAGGAGCCGUGACAGAUCUCACAGGAGCGUUAUGAUUCUCAAGGCCAGAGACUGAUAAUGCAAUGAACUCUACAUGCACUCCUCCCUCUCAUUGUGAGCCUGUAUGGCGCCCUCCAUAAGUGAGUCCUGCUGGAAAGAAAAACAUACGGAGCACAGUCUGACCUUUACAAUGCACACCAGAGUGCCUGAGCGAGCAAAUUAAAAGCAUAAAGGUUAGACAAGCUCCUGAAAGUAGAGACUAACCUAUAGGCAACUUUCCUUUGAAUUUGAUGAGCUUAGUACAUCACCAGCUGUUACAAGGUUAGUAAUUGUCAGAUGACUGAAUAAUUACGCCAUCACACAUUAACACACACUCUGCGACUGGCUGGGUUUAGUGAGAUGGAGGCAAUGGUCAGUGGUUCAAACAGUAGUAUUUGAAUUCUGUGUUUUACAGUUGUUCAAUAAACAAA